Molecule: messenger RNA, 1765 nt
Organism: Scheffersomyces stipitis CBS 6054
Lineage: Eukaryota; Fungi; Ascomycota; Pichiomycetes; Serinales; Debaryomycetaceae
Exons: 3
Coding region: 134-1600 (488 amino acids)
Biological process (GO): Golgi to plasma membrane protein transport
Cellular component (GO): trans-Golgi network
Source: RefSeq, a predicted model, not a curated record
AAAGUCUUCAAAGGUCUCUUAAAUCCAUUUUUCUGGAUUCUGUACUCGAUUUUGACUGGCCAGCUUCUUUAAAUUGAGAUUUGGCCCUUUUGUUUAAUCCAUAUCGAUAUCCUUUAACUCUGGCUCACUACCCAUGAUCUACGAGACGUCUCUCAUUCCUGGUGAAGGAAUUGGCAACAUCAAGCUCGGCGAUACGCUCUAUAAUGUUAUCAAGCACUUGGACAAGUACAACUAUAAACUUCGAAUCAGCUACUCCAAUUCCCAGUACUUGGAAACACCGAUUGUGGUGACAGCAACGGAGUUUGGCAUCCGACUCACUUUCAGCAACAAGAAGCAGCAAACGCUCGAGCUCAUUGAAUUUUUGGAUGUCGACAGUCCUUCGCAUAGCAGCGGCACGUUGACGUCGCGUCACAGCCGCCUUCUCAAGUUAAUUUAUAACGGAGUAAGUCUUAAUGAAUUCGAAAGCGUUUCCACUAACAACAGCGAAACGGCAUCGUCUUAUUCGUCAGCUGCAUCUUCCAACUCAACGUUCCACGCAUUGUUGUCUAACGGUCCGACUUUCAAGGCGAUCUACAACAAGAUUUUUGGUCCAACUUAUCCCGGAAAGUUGAACCAAGAUUGCAACACGUAUAUAUUGUCGUAUCCUGGUAUCUCUUUCAAGUUCACUAUAGCCAACGAUCAGCUCUUGGAAAGUCUCAAAAACAAGGACGAUGAUCUCAUCUUGUCUACCUUAUUGAAUUGGGACGCUGCCUCGGACGUAAGAUGUUUAUCCAUUGCUCUUUAUAAGGGCAAUUCGUGGAGUGAGUUCGAAAAGGAGUUUGUAAAAGUGAAGGAAAACUCCGGAUCCGUUGAAACAUCUACCUUAAAAAGCGUAGUCAAAGAUGAGAUAUCGUCUGUAAAUGCUAAUUUGAAAGAUGGGAUAAUCUCUAUAUCUUUUAAAGGAUCCGAUAAAACUCCAGCAACAAUUGUCAUCGGUAAAACGACUCAACAGGAAGUGUUGAACAUCUUGGGACCUCCAGAUGAUUACUUUAAUAAAUUUGAUUCACGAUUGUUGAUCCAUAAACAUUUGCUGGAAUUGUUGUCUUCCAACGAAAACGACAUGUCUCACUAUAAAUUUCACAACUACUUCAGAUACGGUAUUGAUAUUUUGUACGAUUUGAAUACCAGUAGAUCUAGCAGAAACCAGCACGCAUCUAGUACGACCGUUAAAAAAUUCAUCAUUCACAAUGGUGGCAUUACUGAAAGCUUAGACUUCAUGAAAUGGAACAGAUGUAACUGGGAAAUCACUGCAGGCAGUGAAACUGGUUCUGAUAUAAAAUUCAACUCAGAGAUGUAUUUCCACCAGUUACCCGAAGAAUUGAGGAAGUUGACUCCGGUACUUUUGAACAGAAUUGAGUCAGAAUUCAUAGACAACGACUUGGACAUAAUUGAAUUUCCCAAUGAAUCCACACGUGCUAAAACAAAGCUGGACAGUCAAUUGGAAAGGAAGGAAGAUGAAAAGGUGAAGACUUGGGGACAGUCCAAGCUCUAUGGUUAUGGCAGGUGUAUAUUGGAGGUGAUCAAUUCUAACGGCUGCAUUGUAGCAGUGACUAUUUAUUAAGUGUUGUGCAAUUUGUGAGAAAGCAGUAAUUCCUACAUGAGUCUUGUUUUGUUUCUAAGAGUAAUUAGUAUAUAUUGACAUUAGCAGUAGAAUUGAAGUGUAAGUACGGUAUCCCAAAAUGCAAGGUGAGAAGUGAAAUGAAUGAAAGGCCAGCUUCCGUCAAAU